GACGAUGUCGACGAUGGCCCCCCAAGGCGACGAUGGUGACGAUGACGACGAUGGCGAUGACGGUGAAGACGACGACGAUGGCAAUGCACAAAAAAUCAAAGAUGGAGAAGACGGCGACGACGGCCAAGGCGAUGGCAACAACCGCGAAGACGACGAAGACAAUGACGACGACGACGACGACGACGACGAUGAUGGCAACGAUUGGCGGUGGGUUGUGGGAUGCAGAAUGCGCACAGAAGGCGGCGACUUGUGGGAGCAGUAAUGCACACAGAACGUGGCGAACCCGCCGCAAGGCAGGGAUUGUCGAAGAUGGCGAACCCGCCGCGACGACUACCUUUGUUCCGCAGAGAAGAGCAAGCGCGGAGAGGAGGCAGGAGCAGGUGAAGGCGAGACGACGAGACGGCGAGACGCGAGACGGUGAGACGGCGAGUGUAAAUCGGGCGUCUGGAGUCCAAUUGUGCAUUUGGCAAGGACGCCCGCAUCCUUAUAAAUAUGUGUGACGCAGGGUGGAUGGCGAGGAAGGAUCACUAUCCAGUCGUUCAAUGACAAUUCCAUCGCCUCCGUCAAUACGAUGGUGUCAUAGGGGUCAUCGCUCACGGCCAAACGAAAGGCGAAGGGUCGCGGGGUAGGCGGGUGUGCAUCUGUCACCCCACCAGCCUCUUCUCGCCACCCUUGCUGAAUUCAGGAGAGGGAAGGCCCCCGCGAGCCACCAUGACAUGACAGCAACCGCGAAGCCACAACACGGUUGUCGAGUGCAUCGGCUCCCGCCUUUUUCGCAAAGGCGGGAGCCCUCCCGGCCAUGUCACGCAGGAGUAAAACAAAACAAAAUCACCAAG
Molecule: messenger RNA, 836 nt
Organism: Chara braunii
Lineage: Eukaryota; Viridiplantae; Streptophyta; Charophyceae; Charales; Characeae
Source: the annotation of a GenBank genome assembly